GAGCGGUGGCGGGACCUUUUCGAUGCCAUUGGGUGGUCCGCUCGCAGCUGGGCCGGGACUUGUGCGUGGGAGGACCGCUGGUUGGUCUGGGCAGCAGUGAAAAACCUGGAUGGACAGCCGCGGGCGUACCAUCCUAUUGGUCGUGGCCUGACCGACGCAGAGCUCCGGAACAAAGCCGGGAGCUUUCUCAAGAGCUGGGUCCAUCACGUUGACCGCAACACGUGGAUGGCGCUGCUGGAUACGAGCGCCGCCAAAUUUGCCAGCUACCAG
Molecule: messenger RNA, 270 nt
Organism: Durusdinium trenchii
Lineage: Eukaryota; Dinophyceae; Suessiales; Symbiodiniaceae
Source: the annotation of a GenBank genome assembly